AUGCCAACCGUCCUCAUGGCUUUUCUCUCAAUGAUGGUAUUCUAUCUGCCGUGUGAGGCGUCUGAAAAGAUUACAUUGGCUAUAAGCAUUCUUCUCGCUUUGGUAGUCUUUCUUCUACUAGUAUCAAAGAUAUUGCCGCCAACCUCUUCAACUAUUCCCCUUAUGGCAAAGUAUCUGCUAAUGACUUUUGUAAUGAAUAUGAUUACUAUCAUGGUAACUGUUGUUAUAAUAAAUGUUUACUUCCGUGGACCGGCUACGCACACUAUGCCAAAUUGGGUGAGAACGCUAUUCCUGAGAAUAUUGCCGCCAACCUCUUCAACUAUUCCGCUUAUGGCAAAGUAUUUGUUAAUGACUUUUGUGAUGAAUAUGAUUACUAUCAUGGUAACUGUUGUCAUAAUAAAUGUCUACUUCCGUGGACCGGCUACGCACACUAUGCCAAAUUGGGUGAGAACGCUAUUCCUGAGACAUCUCCCGAUGCUCUUGAUAAUGCGUAGACCGGAGUCUACAGAGCAGGAGCUAAGAAGAGCUCGAGAGGCUAGAAAGGAACGAAGAGGUUUACGAGGCGUAAUAAGCUCAAUGAGACAUCAAGAAUUAAGACCUGCUACAUCAUGCGGAUUAGGUGACGUAGAGGAAGAGGCGCAGCCAUCAACAGCAAAGCAAGAGGAGGUAAGUUUUACGCACUAG
This is a messenger RNA of Strongylus vulgaris, 684 nucleotides long. Lineage: Eukaryota; Metazoa; Nematoda; Chromadorea; Rhabditida; Strongylidae. The record is from the annotation of a GenBank genome assembly.